Clupea harengus (Atlantic herring) is the source of this 5283-nucleotide messenger RNA. It is a transcript of the gene kcnh1a, whose product is annotated as potassium voltage-gated channel subfamily H member 1a. Gene Ontology annotation, molecular function: delayed rectifier potassium channel activity. NCBI's taxonomy places the organism in Eukaryota, Metazoa, Chordata, Actinopteri, Clupeiformes, Clupeidae. The record is from RefSeq and is a predicted model, not a curated record. Gene Ontology annotation, biological process: potassium ion transmembrane transport; regulation of membrane potential. Gene Ontology annotation, cellular component: plasma membrane; voltage-gated potassium channel complex.
UGCGCGUAAUCGAAAGAGGAGAUGGGAGAGGAGGGGGAGCCGCUCCUGACUGUGUUCCUAGGAUAGUGUGAGGAGGAAAGCCCCCAGUCCAAAUCUCCGUAGGAGAAGAGAGCAGCAUGAAGACAGCAGAGGUAUUCGACACAUCGGAGACGUCGGUUUGCGGAUAACGUUUGGUUUACGGCCACCGCUCGCAACCUGCGGGACGACUGCAUGAGCCGCCGUGAUGGCAGGCGGCCGGAGAGGACUAGUAGCCCCUCAGAAUACUUUUCUAGAGAAUAUUGUCAGACGAUCGAACGACACCAACUUCGUCUUGGGCAAUGCUCAGAUUGUGGACUGGCCCAUCGUGUACAGCAACGAUGGUUUCUGCAAGCUGUCUGGCUACCACCGGGCCGAGGUCAUGCAGAAGAGCAGCACCUGCAGUUUCAUGUAUGGAGAGCUCACUGACAAGGACACAUCGGAGAAAGUGCGGAUGACGUUUGAUAGCUACGAGAUGAACUCGUUUGAGAUCCUCAUGUAUAAAAAGAACCGAACGCCGGUGUGGUUCUUUAUGAGGAUAGCACCUAUACGAAAUGAACAAGAGAAGGUGGUGCUUUUUCUCUGCACCUUCAGUGAUAUCACAGCCUUCAAACAGCCUAUUGAGGAUGACUCCACUAAAGGCUGGGGUAAGUUUGCUCGCCUGACCCGGGCCCUGACCAGCAGUAGAGGAGUACUACAGCAGCUCCAACCCACCGUCCACAAAGGAGAGAACGUCCACAAGCACUCUCGACUGGCUGAGGUUCUGCAGCUGGGCUCGGACAUCCUCCCCCAGUACAAGCAGGAGACACCCAAGACCCCUCCUCACAUCAUCCUGCACUACUGCGCCUUCAAGACCACGUGGGACUGGGUCAUCCUCAUCCUCACCUUCUACACGGCCAUCAUGGUGCCCUACAACGUCUCCUUCAAGACCAAGCAGAACAACGUCACCUGGCUGGUGGUCGACAGCAUCGUGGACGUCAUCUUCCUGGUGGACAUCGUGCUCAACUUCCACACCACGUUCGUGGGGCCGGCCGGGGAGGUCAUCUCCGACCCCAAGCUGAUCCGCAUGAACUACCUGAAGACCUGGUUCGUCAUCGACCUGCUUUCCUGCCUGCCCUAUGAUGUCAUCAACGCUUUUGAGAAUGUGGAUGAGGGCAUAAGUUCUCUCUUCAGCUCCCUGAAGGUGGUGCGCCUGCUCCGUCUGGGCCGCGUGGCGCGUAAGCUGGACCACUACAUAGAGUACGGCGCGGCCGUCCUGGUGCUGCUGGUGUGCGUGUUCGGCCUGGCCGCCCACUGGCUGGCCUGCAUCUGGUACAGCAUCGGCGACUACGAGGUGAUCGACGAGGACAGCAACCAGGUGCGCAUGGACAGCUGGCUCUACAUGCUGGGCGAGAGCGCGGGCACGCCGUACCGCUUCAACGCCAGCGGCACGGGCAAAUGGGAGGGCGGCCCCAGCAAGGACUCGGUCUACAUCACGUCGCUGUACUUCACCAUGACCAGCCUCACCAGCAUCGGCUUCGGCAACAUUGCGCCCACCACCGACGGCGAGAAGAUCUUCGCCGUUGCCAUGAUGAUGAUCGGAUCUCUUCUGUACGCCACCAUCUUCGGUAACGUCACCACCAUUUUCCAGCAGAUGUACGCCAACACCAACAGGUACCACGAGAUGCUGAAUAGCGUGCGGGACUUCCUGAAGCUGUACCAGGUGCCCAAGGGCCUGAGCGAGCGGGUCAUGGACUACAUCGCCUCCACCUGGUCCAUGUCGCGAGGCAUAGAUACAGAAAAGGUGUUGCAGAUCUGCCCUAAGGACAUGCGCGCUGACAUCUGUGUGCAUCUGAACAGGAAGGUAUUUAAGGAGCAUCCAGCGUUCCGAUUGGCCAGUGACGGCUGCCUGCGUGCCCUGGCCAUGGAGUUCCAGACCAUCCACUGUGCCCCGGGCGACCUCAUCUACCAUGCCGGGGAGAGCGUAGACAGCCUCUGCUUUGUGGUGUCAGGCUCUCUGGAGGUCAUCCAGGAUGAUGAGGUGGUUGCCAUCUUGGGGAAGGGUGAUGUGUUUGGGGACGUGUUUUGGAAGGAGGUGACAUUAGCGCAAUCGUGUGCCAACGUCCGUGCUCUGACAUACUGCGACUUGCAUGUGAUCAAGCGUGACGCUCUGCAGAAAGUGUUGGAAUUUUACACGGCCUUCGCAAACCACUUCUCCAGAAACCUCCUACUCACCUACAACCUACGCAAACGGAUUGUGUUCCGUAAGAUCAGCGACGUGAAGCGCGAGGAAGAGGAGCGUCUGCGGAGGAAGAACGAGGCCCCCCUCAACCUGCCGCCUGACCACCCGGUGCGGCGCCUCUUCCAGCGUUUCCGGCAGCAGAAGGAGGCCCGCCUGGCCGCCGAGUGCUUCUACCCCGACGAGAACGACCUGGAGAAGGGCCAUGUUCAAGGCCCACUCCUGCAGCAGUCCGUGGUGCUCCACGACGUCAUCGCCAGCACCAGCAUCGUCACGGUGACAGAGAGCCCCGCCACGCCCAUACCUUGUAACUCCGCCCUGGGCCCGGUCCGGGGCCUGACGGACCGCGGCAAGCUCCAAGCCCCGUCUCUGGGCGGCGGCGGCGGCGGGCCGUCAAAGUCCUCAGAGCCGCGGAUGAGAGGUUGGGGCCGCUUCCGGGAGAGCGUGGCGGCCAAGCCGGAAAGCGGCUGGUCCAAAGUGUCCAAGGCCGAGUCUAUGGAGACGCUGCCAGAGCGGGGGAAGGGCAUCACCACGGAGGGGACCGGCCUCAAGAAGACAGACUCGUGCGACAGCGGCAUCACCAAGAGCGACCUGCGGCUGGACGAGGGCGAGGCACGUUCGCCCGGCGGCGACCGCAGCCCGCUGCAGCUCAGCACGGGCGGGGGGGCGCCGCCCAUCCCCUCCAUCGUCACCUCCAGCUGCACGGCGACGGCCGCCAGCACGCCCUCGCCGCUCCCCCCGCACAUCGCGUCCAUCCCCGAGCACAGCCUGCACGCCUCGCUGGGCGAGCUGCGCGCCGAGCUCAAGGAAGAGCUGGUGGUGCUGGGCUCGCGCAUGCUGGCGCUGGAGUCGCAGGUGGCCGAGGUGCUGCGCCUGCUGCGACAGAGGAGGAGCCUUAGCCCCACGACCCCCACCUCCCCGCAGCCGCUCUUCCGCAUCUCGCGGCCGGCCACUCCCGACUCCGAGAAGGAGGACAUCUUCGGCUGAGCGCUGGCGUGGACGUGUUAGGUGUUAACUGGGUUUUUUUUUUACUGGGGUGACGGACUCGACCAAAGGAUGUCGUCCAUCUGGAGACAAACGGGGUGAUGGUUUAGCCUCAGGGCACAAUGAGUGACAGCGGUCAUUGAGACAGUGGUCAUGGAGACAGUGGUCAUGGAGACGAAAAUGUCUCCAAAGGGGAGAACGGGGGUCCAUGCAGCGUCUGGCACGGUGGCACUGGCAUCUCCGACAGGCUGCCCGCAGACUCCCACCCCCACACACACCCCCACCCAGAUCCCCACCUAGACCCAAACCCCCACCCCCCCUGCCAGUCUGAGCUGAGCACUCCUCCUCCUUAUUAUGAGAUUGCUGGAGAUCCUUAUCUAUCUACUUCAUCUGCUCAGAUUUAAGCAGAGCCUUAUCAUGGCCGGCCGUGCUGAUAUCCAUUAUCAUCACUGAGAACUCUUGAACCUGCUUGCCAGGGGAGGAGGAGGAGGAGGAGGAGGAAGUGGAGGAGGACUUGAUUGAUUUAGAACACUGGCACUGUGCUUGAGGUCAGCGUUGAGAUCCAGACCAUGAUCAUGUCUGGAGACUGUUUGGUGUAGGUGGUUGGACGUACAGAACUGUCUCUGGAUUUGGUUACACUUUUUGGAUAUGACACAACACAACAGAUUGAAAUGAUGUAUUUGUUCAUAUCAACCCUCUUUUUUUUGUGGGUGAUGUGAUUUCACACACACACACACACAAACACUGACACACACACACAAACACUAUGCCACACUGAAAUAUCGCUGAUAAAGAUUUUUUUCUUUUUUUAGAAGCAGGACUACCCCCUGGCGUCUUUUGCACAAACCGUCCCUCCUCAUCCUGUGCGUCUAGCGGGGAGAGGGAAGUGUACAGAAGAGAACCCCAACGCCGUUCGGCGUUCGGUCGCAAUGCUCGACGCCCACUUGAAAGCUGUACAGGAAGCCGCAAGAGCUCCUGCCUUGUGGCUGGGUCUUCCAGAAGAAGAAGAAGAACACUGAUCACCGACACUGAUCACAUCAUCCUCACGCGAGCACGAUCCAGUGGCAACACAUUAUCAUGAGCAUGUCAUUUCCCACGUGGCCUUGCGCUAGCUCCACAUUAAGGCGCUCAUAUCUAGAUUAAGGUUUGACGUCCUUGUGUCCCUCGAGUCUGACUCCGUCCUUGUCCAUCAGACGCACUACCUUCAAUUCCUUUCAUGGUCACAAAUCACAGCUCUCUGCAGAGGUUUUUAUUACGUUGGUCUCGCAUCAACCACACAACGCAGAUAAAGGCGAUUUAAAGGAUAGUCUACCUAACAUAUAAACUAGAGUCACAGGUCUGCUCCCUUCUUAGCAUCCCCAUUAGCAAUGCAUAGCACACCAAUCAUUACUACCGACAUAUUUGAGUAGACUCAGUUUCUACAGCUCGCUGUUCCAUUGUGUCAUCAUCUCCUGUCCGACCUGAACGGACUGUUCUAGAACUGAACCCCUGCAAUACGCUGGUAAAUAUAUUGUGCCUUGUGCAGUUGGCUGCAGUGUGGCGUUGGACAGUGGUGAUUGUUCAGUUGGUGCAGUCAGCCACAACCAUCAGUCUCAGCUCCUGAGGUUAAUUAUCAGGUCUGUGGGGGAUCGGGUGCAGGCAGAGGCUUUUGUCAUAUCCACCAAUUGCCAGGAGAACUAGCAGGACAGACAAUGUGGGUAGGUGUGAAUGUACGUGUGUGUGUUUGUGUGUGUGUGAUUGUCUGUUCUGAGUUACCUAGUUGCAGACUUUAUCAGCACAACUGCAGGAUUCAGCAUUUAAAGGUACAACAGGCAACAUUGUGUCUGAAAAAAAGCCACAAUGUUUAACUCCUCACUAAAAUUGGCUCAUACAAAUAAUCCCUUCACUUUAUUUGGCAACCUCCGAAUGCGGGUGCCAAUGUUACAGUGGAAGGUGUCUGGGCAACAAGAUUUACAAGAACUUUGAGCCCGAUGGAAAAACACAUUCAUAUUGUGGCAUCUGUACAUCUGAUGGGAAAGAAAGUUGAGUUGAGAGAGUGCUCUUCACAGUUGGCUGAUCUUUUGCUG